Messenger RNA from Oncorhynchus masou masou (cherry salmon), 11752 nucleotides. It is a transcript of the gene c9orf72, whose product is annotated as C9orf72-SMCR8 complex subunit. The transcript has 9 exons. Bases 8938 to 10449 code for a protein of 503 amino acids. Gene Ontology annotation, molecular function: guanyl-nucleotide exchange factor activity. Lineage: Eukaryota; Metazoa; Chordata; Actinopteri; Salmoniformes; Salmonidae. Gene Ontology annotation, biological process: endocytosis; autophagy. Gene Ontology annotation, cellular component: autophagosome; endosome. The record is from RefSeq and is a predicted model, not a curated record.
GCCGGGGUUGGGUUAGCUAGGUGGAAAGCAUGGCCAGCCUUAGAGAGAUGCUUAUUGAAAUUCUCAAUUUAUCAUGGAUUUAUCAGUGGUGACAGUGUUUCCAAGUCUCAUUGCUGUGGGCAGCUGGGAGGAGGUGUUCUUAUUCUCCAUGGACUUUAGUGUCCCAAAACUUUUUGGAAUUAGUGCUGAAUAACGCCUAGUGUUUUCGAGAGAUAACAGUAACGCAGCUAGCUAGAUGACCGCUGUCAAAAUGUCAUUUUAUUGAACCUUUAUUUUUAUCAGGGAGUCAUACUAAAACUAUGGUCUCUUUCACAGAUGAGCCCUGAAUUACAGGAAAUAUUUGUGUUGUAAAGUUUGGUCUCGAGACCACAUAUUGAGUGUCUCGAUAUUGUCUCUGUGUCAGAUACAUUUGUACUCGUCUCAGACAGUGAGGAUGUAAUUUCUUCCCGAGUCCCAUUGUCAGCUAAUAAAACGGCUUCAUUUUAUGUUCUACAUUGUAGAAUAGUGAAGACCUCAAAACUAUGAAAUAACACAUGGAAUCAUGUAGUAACUUUUUUUUAAACAAAUCAAAAUGUAAUAUAUAUUUGAGAUUCUUCAAAGUAGCCACACCAGCUUCACCUGGAAUGCUUGGAGUUCCCACAUGCUGAGCACUUGUUGGCUGCUUUUCCUUUACUCUGCGGUCCAACUCAUCCCAAACCAUCUCAAUUGGGUUGAGGUCGGGAGAUUGUGGAAGCCAGGUUUUAUUUAUUUUAUUUUUUACUUAAUCUUAUUUAACUAGGUCAUCGGUUGCAGCACUCAUCACUCUCAUUCUUGGUCAAAUAGCCCUUACACAGCCUGGAGGUGUUUUGGGUAAUUUUCCUGUUGAAAAACAAAUGAUAGUCCCAUUAAGUGCAAACCAAAUGGGAUAGCGUAUUGCUGCAGGAUGCUGUGGUAGCCAUGCUGGGUAAGUGUGCCUUGAAUUAUAAAUAAAUCACCAACUGUGUCACCAGCAAAGCACCCAUCACACCACCUACCAGCAUCACGGUGAGAACCACACAUGCGGUUCUUGAAUGAGUAAGUGUGCCAACUUUUUUGACUGGUACUGUACAUAUUCCUUUCUUGAAACAUGAAUAUCUUAACAAAUCUUAAUGUUUGCGCAGUAAUGAACCAAUAGUCCAAAAUACAGUCAACAUUGCUUAUACACACUACUUAGUACCUACUGAUGCGUAUGAAAGUCAUGUAGUGGCGGUAUAGGGCAUAUCAAUUAUGUAUUACAAUAGAGAAAUCAUGCACAAAGUAGCCUACACAAUCGCAAUCCAUGUGAAAUAUAUUAACAUGCGUGCCGCGCCACACACGCAGCCUACUUUCAGCGGAAUAAAUCAAAUCACAUUUUAUUAGUCACAUGCGCCCCUAAUCAACAAUGCAGUUAAAUAUAUAUGUGAAUAAGAAAUACAAAUAACAAGUAAUUAAAGAGCAGCAGUAAAAUAACAAUAGCGAGACUAUUAUACAGGGGGAAACCGGUACAGAGUCAAUGUGCGGGGACAGUGGUUAGUUGAGGUAAUAUGUACAUUAGGUAGUUAUUAAAGUGACUAUGCAUAGAUAAUAAACAGAGUAGCAGUGGUGUAAAAGUGGGGGGAGCGGAUGCAAAUAGCCUGGGUAGCCAUUUGAUUAAAUGUUCAGGAGUCUUAUGGGUUGGGGGUAGAAGCUGUUUUAGAAGCCUCUUGGACCUAGACAUGGUGCUCCGGUACUGCUUGUGUUGCGGUAGCAGAGAGAACAGCAUGACGAGGGUGGCUGGAGUCUUUGACAAUUUUUAGGGCCUUCCUUUGACACCAUAUCAUUUAGUUUACUUGAUAGCUACCUACACAAAUAGCUAGCUAGAAUAAAGUGUUAAUAACAAGAUAAAACUUAAUUUAAAUUUGGUAAGACCGCUUUAAGUUUCCCUGCAUUAAAGUCCCCGGCCACUAAGUGUGCUGCCUCUGCGUGAGCGUUUUCCUGUUUGCUUAUGGCGGAAUACAGCUCAUUGAGUGCGGUCUUCGUGCCAGACUCAGUCUGUGGUGGUAUGUCGACAGCUAUGAAAAGUACAGAUAAACUCUCUAGGUAGAUGGUGUGGUCUACAGCUUAUCAUGAAAUACUCUACCACAGGCGAGCAAAACCUUGGGACUUUCUUAGAUAUCCUGCACCAGCUGUUAAUUACAAAAAUAGUCUGCCGCCCCUUGUCUUACCAGACGCCACUGUUCUACCCUGCUGAUACAGCGUAUAACCAGCCAGCUGUAUGUUGAUAAUGUCGUCGUUCAGCCACGACUCUGUGAAAUAAUCUAUUACAGUUUUGAAUGUCCCGUUAGUAAUUUAAUCUUCUGCCUAGGUUAUCCAUUUUAUUUUCCAAAGUUUGCACGUUUGCUAGCAGAAUGGAAGGCAGUGGGGGUUUAUUUGAUCGCCCACAAAUUCUCAGAAGCCUGCCCUCAGGCCCCCUUUUCUCAGCCUUCUCUUCAUGCAAAUGACGGGGAUCUGGGCCUGUUCCCGGGAAAGCAAUAUGUCAUUCUCGUUGGACUCGUUAACGUGGGAAAAAAGGAUUCUGCCAGUUCGUGGUGAGUAAUCGCAGUUCUGAUGUCCAGAAGUUAUUUUCGGUCAUAAGAGACGGUGGAAGCAACAUUAUGUACAAAAUAAGUUAAAGAAACAAAAAAACACAAUUGGAUAGGAGCAUGUAAAACGUCAGCCGCCUUCACCGGCGCAAUCUUAUUUACACUUUAGGCAUUUAGCAGACGCUCUAUCCAGAGCGACUUACAGUAGUGAGUGCAUAUAUUUUUGUACUGGUCCCCCAUGGGAAUCAAACCCACCACCCUGGCAUUACAAGCGCCAUGCUCUACCAACUGAUCCACAUGGGGCAUCUGCAGGCAUCAGCAGUGCUCAGCAGCUGUUUUUUUUGUUGCAUGGAGCAGCUCACAGAAUGACAUCUGUAGCUGGUAGCGUAGGAAAUAUGUUUAAAUUUAUAUCUACCAGUAAAUGCUAACUAAGACAGCAAUGGGUAUGCAAACCAGGUAUUGAAAAAGUUUAGUCUGAAGUGUUGAUUAGGCUAUUUGUGAUGCGCAAUUGUCAUCAUGCUGUUUGCAUCAGGGGCAUAGACAUCAAUGAAUCAAAUGUAUUUAGGAAGCCCUUUUUACAUCAGUCGAUGUCAGUGCUGUUUUUUUAUUUUUUUAUUUUACCUUUAUUUAACCAGGUAGGCAAGUUGAGAACAAGUUCUCAUUUACAAUUGCGACCUGGCCAAGAUAAAGCAAAGCAGUUCGACACAUACAACAACACAGAGUUACACAUGGAUUAAAACAAACAUACAGUCAAUAAUACAGUAUAAACAAGUCUAUAUACGAUGUGAGAUAAGGGAGGUAAAGGCAAAAAAAGGCCAUGGUGUCAAAGUAAAUACAAUAUAGCAAGUAAAACACUGGAAUGGUAGAUUUGCAAUGGAAGAAUGUGCAAAGUAGAAAUAAAAAUAAUGGGGUGCAAAGGAGCAAAAUAAAUACAGUAGGGAAAGAUGUAGUUGUUUGGGCUAAAUUAUAGAUGGGCUAUGUAUAGGUGCAGUAAUCUGUGAGCUGCUCUGACAGUUGGGGCUUAAAGCUAGUGAGGGACAUAAGUGUUUCCAGUUUCAGAGAUUUUUGUCGUUCGUUCCAGUCAUUGGCAGUAGAGAACUGGAAGGAGAGCCGGCCAAAGAAAGGAUUGGUUUUGGGGGUGACCAGAGAGAUAUACCUGCUGGAGCGCGUGCUACAGGUGGGUGAUGCUAUGGUGACCAGCGAGCUAAGGGGGGACUUUACCUAGCAGGGUCUUGUAGAUGACAUGGAGCCAGUGGGUUUGGAGACGAGUAUGAAGCGAGGGCCAGCCAUCGAGAGCGUACAGGUCGCAAUGUUGGGUAGUAUAUGGGGCUUUGGUGACAAAAUGGAUUGCACUGUGAUAGACUGCAUCCAAUUUGUUGAGUAAGGUAUUGGAGGCUAUUUUGUAAAUGACAUCGCCGAAGUCGAAGAUUGGUAGGAUGGUCAGUUUUACAAGGGUAUGUUUGGCAGCAUGAGUGAAGGAUGCUUUGUUGCGAAAUAGGAAGCCAAUUCUAGAUUUAACUUUGGAUUGGAGAUGUUUGAUGUGGGUCUGGAAGGAGACUUAGGCUAACCAGACACCUAGGUAUUUGUAGUUGUCCAUGUAUUCUAAGUCAGAGCCGUCCAGAGUAGUGAUGUUGGACAGGCGGGCAGGUGCAGGCAGCGAUCGGUUGAAGAGCAUGCAUUUAGUUUUACUUGUAUUUAAGAGCAAUUGGAGGCCACGGAAGGAGAGUUGUAUGGCAUUGAAGCUUGCAUGGAGGGUUGUUAAUACCGUGUCCAAAGAAGGGCCAGCAGUAUACAGAAUGGUGUCGUCUGCGUAGAGGUGGAUCAGAGACUCAGCAGCAGCAAGAGCGACAUCAUUGAUGUAUACAGAGAAGAGAGUUGGUCCAAGAAUUGAACCCUGUGGCACCCCCAGAGACUGCCAAAGGUCCAGACAGCAGACCCUCCGAUUUAACACACUGAACUCUAUCAGAGAAGUAGUUGGUGAGGCAAUCAUUUGAGAAACCAAGGCUGUCGAGUCUGCCUAUGAGGAUGUGGUGAUUGACAGAGUCGAAAGCCUUGGCCAGAUCAAAGAAUACGGCUGCACGGUAAUGUUUCUUAUCGAUGGCGGUUAAGAUAUCGUUUAGAACCUUGAGCGUGGUUGAGGUGCACCCAUGACCAGCUCUGAAACCAGAUUAGAUAGCAGAGAAGGUAUGGUGAGAUUUGAAAUAGUCGGUAAUCUAUUGACUUGGCUUUCGAAGACCUUAGAAAGGCAGGGUAGGAUAGAUAUAGGUCUGUAGCAGUUUGGGUCAAGAGUGUCCCCCCACCUUUGAAGAGGGGGAUGACCGCAGCUGCUUUCCAAUCUUUGGGAAUCUCAGACGACACGAAAGAGAGGUUGAACAGGCUUGUAAUAGGGGUGGCAACAAUUUCGGCAGAUAAUCUUUUAGAAAGAAAGGGUCCAGAUUGUCUAGCCCAGCUGAUUUGUAGGUGCCCGGCUGAUUUGUAGGGGUCCAGAUUUUGCAGCUCUUUCAGAACAUCAGCUGACUGGAUUUGGGAGAAGGAGAAAUGGGGAAGGCUUGGGCGAGUUGCAGGGGGGGUGUAGUGCUGUUGACCGGGGUAGGAGUAGCCAGGUGGAAAGCAUGGCCAGCCGUAGGAAACACUGUCACCACUAAUAAAUCCACUAUAAUUGAGAAUUUCAAUAAGCAUUUUUCUAUCUUCAGUGCAGUGGGCAGCUGGGAGGAGGUGUUCUUAUUCUCCAUGGACUUUACAGUGUCCCAGAACUGUUUUGAGUUAGUGUUGCAGGAGCAAAUUUCUGCUUGAAAAAGCUAGCCUUGGCUUUAACUGCCUGUGUAUAAUGGUUUCUAGCUUCCCUGAACAGCUGCAUAUCACGGGGCUGUUUGAUGCUAAUGCAGAACGCCACAGGAUGUUUUUGUGCUGGUCAAGGGCAGUCAGGUCUGGGGAGAACCAAGGGCUAUAUCUGUUCCUGGUUCUAAAUUUCUUGAAUGGGGCAUGCUUAUUUAAGAUGGUUAGGAAGGCAUUUAAAAAAAUCAAUAUGCUUCCAGGAGACCCCGGCCAGGUCGAUUAGAAAGGCCUGCUCGCUGAAGUGUUUCAGGGAGCGUUUGACAGUGAUGAGUGGAGGUCGUUUGACCGCUGACCCAUUACGGAUGCAGGCAAUAAGGCAGUGGAUGGGCCUGGGUGGACAGAGGCCCACCCAAUGGGGAGCCAGACCCUGACAAGCCCACCCAAUCAGAUUUAUGUGGUUUCAGCAUUGUUGUGGACUUAGACCAUCAAAGUUGUAUUUUCUAUUAAAGAAAGUGUACUUUUUUUGUUGUUGAGUGGGGGGUGAAAAUCUGGAAAACCAUAACUUGAUUUUUCACACAGGGUGCCUUUCUCUGGGUAGGCCAUUUGGGAACUUUUUUGGCUAAAUUUGAUUAUACCCACUUCUCCAGGCACCACUACACAACUGUAUAGGGCCGAUGGAAAGACAGCAGUCACACACAGUAUGAUGUUAAAGGAUAAGCAGUCCAUGAACUCGGACAUAAUAAGCCAGUAGAUCCCGAUCAUAAGAAUACAAAAACACAGCUAUUUGGCGUUUCCCAAUCAAAAUGUACAACUAUUACUCCCGUUGCAUGAAACAGUUGGCACACAAAGUAACCAGUGACUUAAAGUGAAACUGACAGUGUAACGGAUGUGAAACUGCUAGCUUAGUUAGCGGUGCACUAAAUAGCGUUUCAAUCGGUGACGUCACUUGCUCUGAGACCUUGAAGUAGUGGUUCCCCUUUUUCUGCAAGGGCCGAGGCUUUUGUGGAGCGAUGGGUAACGACGCUUCGAGGGUGACUGUUGUUGAUGUGUGCAGAAGGUCCCUGGUUCGCGCCCGGGUAUGGGCGAGGGGACAGUUUAAAAUUAUACUGUUACAACAGCAUUUGAACUGCUUUGCAGAUAUGAAACAAACAGACAAUCAUAAUAUCAGUCAAGUUUUAAAAAUAGGUUCUAUUUGACUCAACAUCCAUGACGUACACUAAGGCAUUGUUGGCAGAAUAGAGUAAUACAGUUCAAUGUAUGAUUACUAUUCAUCAAUACAUUUCUUGGUAGUCCCAAAAGUAUUUUCAUCAGGUUGUAAAUUACAUCUGGCCUGGUACAUUGUUUGCUGCCUCCAUAUGGGAUGCACUGUUUUAAUGACUCAAUAUUCUGGACAAAAACUGACAAAUGUAACCAAGGCUGAGAAUGUCAAUACAUUCAAACUAGCAAGGGCAAUGAUCACAAAUCAGCCAUAAUGUGGCUAAUAGGCUAACGUAUCUAUUUAUGUAGCACGCUAAAAACACAGAGCCUAAUGUUGGCUUGGAUGACAUGCCAUUGCAGGAGUGGGUGGGUGAGUGACUGACUUUUUCCCCUUAUUGUUUUUUUGGUGGCUAUACAAUGCUAGAGAAGCAGGUUUCAUUCGGUUAUUUAUCUAGAACUUGUACAACUAUUAUAUAGUAAGCAUAUCUCUUGCGUUUGCAAAUUCACUCUAUCUACUUUGAUUUCGGAGCACUCUCGUCUGCGUACCAGAGCGCAGAACUGAUGAAUUUACGAACGGAACACCUGCUGAAUAUGACCGAUAUCAGUAAACGUAGGGGGGGGGUAGUCAACAUGUAAGCAGCCUAACCAGCUCUACUGCGCCGAGUAAAAUGGUCAGAGUGAGGUGUUCUCAUUUGUGUCUGGGAGUAGCAAGCUAGCCAACUUUAGCCAGUUAGCUUGGGUGGUUGUUUGGGACAAGCAUGCAUUGGCAGGCAAGCUACAGAAGGAAGAGUAGGUUACAAUUCCCUAUGGUUUAUCAUUGCAAUUUUGAUGGCCAACUAGCCGAAAAAGUUUGAGUGUUUAUCUAAUGUUCCUUCAUUAGAUUUGCGCUUAUCUUGCUCUGGCUUGCUCAUAACAGAGGGACAGAGAGUCUACCUUUUUCAUGGUUGUUUGGUCAAUAGGACUGUAAAGUUCCAAAAUGUAAGAGGACUCCUGUGGUGUUUUACAUAUUUGCAGAAAUCCAUUCGGGUGUAUUUUGUGGCUUUUGGCUAAUGCGUUCUAAUAAUCUAAAUUCGCGCUGUUCAACUGCCUGUAAACACACAGUUCAGUUCAAAGUAAAUGAUGGCAGCCGCUGGUGUCAAAUGGCUUGUUUGUAAUGGUCUACUGUCACUCUGAUUGUCUACAGCGCACCAAGUGUUUUUAUCCGGUUUUAUUUGCUGCAGUGUCUAUUAAUUGUUCAAAUGCACGGCCACUUUCCCACUAUAUUGCUAUAGAAUUUUCACAAAUGCCUUCCUAAACUUUCUAGGAAUUUAGGAAAAUGACUAAGUGGUCGCUUGUCAGACCAUUUUAAAGUGUCCUUCUUUCUGGGGGUGUAUAUGGACAGAUUUGAGUAAGGUUUCAUAUUGCUAAAAUGCUGUCCAUUCCACUUUAAAUGCAACAAUGUUUCACAUGCACACAAGGUAUUUUCAAAUAGAUGUCUAACGGCGAGCAUGCUGCAGUAAAAAAAUCCAGUUCCACUCACCAGAUGAUGAUCAUUUGAAACUUCUUUUUGAAAGUUAAUUCUUGAAAAGGGAGAAGCUAACAAAUUAGCAACAACAUCCUCUUUGAUAACACCUGCUGCAGCCGCUGCAAACUAGCUGGACCUUGUGAAAACUCAUGCUUGCUAUUGCGCAGUGACCUAUUGGCCUUCAAGAAGGCAGAAGUUUCUGUACGUUUUUGUAAAAACGGUCCCACUUAUUAAGUCAAAAUAUGAUUGGUUGAUUCCACUGUCACUCCAAAAAAAAUUACCUAAUACAGUUGAGCAUUUCACUUAAGGUCUACACCUGUUGUAUUUGGCAUAUGUGACAAAAGCUUUGAUUUGAAUGGCAGAUGCCUUUUAUCUAGCUUCUGAUGGCUUAGCCAAUGGCUGACUUGGAUAGCUAGAUUUAUCUCCCCAGAGACCAGCACAGAAAAAUCCUGAUUGGGUAUUUUUUUUUCUCUUUAGUGUUAAACCUUUCCAACAAAAUUUAAGAGAUUAAAUCGGAACAUCAUUGAAAGUAAUUAUAAUUAUUGUUCCCUGUGUUUGGGUUAAUAAUAAUUCAUAGUGGCUCUAUUUUCCCUCAGCAUGCUUUGUUUCACUAUAUAGAAUCCAUAUGAUCUGAAAUAUGAACACAGAAAUACUGGACAUUUUGAACUCUUAUUAUGGUGAUUUGACAAUUACAAUCAUCGUCUUGACUCGGACUCAAUUUGCUCCCGAACACAACACUGGAAAAUACACACCAAUUUGUUUAAUAUUUUAGGUAGUUAAAAAGUAUUAUGUCUUGUGUGGAUUUAUACACUAUGAGACUAAACUUGCCUGUUUUUAAUGGAGAUUUGUAUUUAUGAAGGUGCAAGAGUUCAAUAUUGUUAGUUUGUGGGAUGGACUCUUUGUAUGACAUCUAUUUUUUCUUCCUAUAAGAUAUCUAUUUAUUGUUCAAGCUGUAUAAUUCUACCAGCCAGGCGUGAUCUACGUUCCACCUUUCUGGUCUUCCAACCCACCCCCAGGUACAGUAACAACAUGUCUUCUGGCCCACCUCAGUCGCCCGCAGUGGCUAAGACAGAGGUGACUGUCGAAGGAGAAUGCCCUCUCCUCGCCGCCACCUUUGCCUACUGGGACAACAUCCUAGGCCCGCGAGUGCGCCACAUCUGGGCUCCCAGGUGUGAGCAGCCGCUGUUGCUGAGUGACGGUGAAGUCACCUUCCUGGCCAAUCACACUCUGAACGGGGAGAUUCUGCGCAGCGCUGAGUGUGGAGCGGUGGACGUCAAGUUCUUUGUCCUAGCUGAGAAGGGCGUCAUCAUUGUCUCUCUGAUCUUUGACGGCGAGCUGAAGGGUGACAAGAACACGUGUGCCCUGUCCAUUAUUCUUCCACAGACAGAGCUGGCCUUCUACCUGCCCCUGCACACUGUCUGUGUGGAGAGGCUCAAACACAUAAUCCGCAAGGGACGCAUCUGGAUGCAGAAAGGCUACAACAUCAUUUCUGUGCUGACAUCAGAGAUUGUCCCCAUCAUGGAGCUGCUGUCCUCCAUGAAGACACACAGUGUCCCAGAGGACAUAGAUAUCAAGGACACCAUCCUAAAUGAUGACGAUAUUGGAGACAGCUGCCAUGAAGACUUCCUGCAUAAGGCCAUCAGUUCUCAUCUCCAAACAUGUGGCUGCUCCAUGGUGGUCGGAAGCAACCCAGACAAAGUCAACAAGAUAGUGCGAACACUGAGCCUUUUCCUCACCCCUGCUGAGAGGAAGUGCUCUCGGCUCUGUAAAGCUGACUCCUCUUUCAAGUACGACACAGGACUGUUUGUACAAGGCCUCCUCAAGGACUCCACGGGCAGCUUCGUCUUGCCCUUCCGCCAGGUGCUGUACUCGCCCUACCCGACCACACACAUCGACGUGGACAUCAACACGGUUAAGCAGAUGCCACCCUGCCAUGAGCACACGUACAACCAGCGCCUCUACAUGCGCUCGGAGCUCAGCACACUCUGGAAGGCAGCCAGCGAGGAUGACAUCGCCCCCGACGCUGUCAUUCACACCGAUGAGUCCUUCACCCCCAACCUAAAUAUUUUUCAGGAUGUUAUGCAUAAAGACACUCUGGUGAAGUUAUUUAUAGAUGAGGUGUUCAUGCUGAAGCCAGGCCUCAAUCUGCGAAGUACUUACUUAGCCCAGUUCUUGCUGAUCCUUCACAGGAAGGCUCUCACGCUACUCAAAUACAUUGAAGAUGAAACGCAAAAGGGAAAGAAGCCUUUCCGCUCCUUGCGCAGCUUGAAGACAGACCUCGACCUGAUGGUGGAAGGCGACUUGAAUAUUGUCAUGGCUUUUGCUGAGAAGCUGAGGGCUGGACUGCACUCCUUUGUAUUUGGGAAGCCAUUCUACACCAGUGUACAGGAGCGAGACGUGCUCAUGAGUUUUUGACUCUUUUACUCUUAUCCUCAUGACUUAUGUUUGUUAUCUUUAAUUAUUUAUUUUUAUUGUAGCAUUGUCAUUAAGGAACCUGCAAGUAAGCAUUUCAUUGGACGGUGUAUACCAAGGUUAUUAUAGUAAAAUAAACAAAUUGUAAAAACAAUAUAGUAAACAAAUAACAUUUGCUGAAACGUAUAAUUGACUGCAAAACGAACUAAAAUGGAAGCCAUCAUAAAUUGUUUUUCCCCUUCUAAACAAAUCUAAUACGAUGUAACCUUUUUUUCUAAUGGGGUUUUUGAGCUUCUGAAUAUGGUGUUUAAGUACUGCCAGUAGAUGCUGACGUUUCAAUAGGCUUAGUUUGUGCAUUGCUAUCACUAGCUAACAGGGAAGAAAUCUGAGGGCAAGUGCAGAGCCGGACUGGGCUAAGCUAGAACAGCUUGUAAAGUUGGAGCCGUUCACAAUCUACAGCGACAAACUUCAGACUGACAGACAGUUGCUGUCUGAUGUGCCGUGCCUUCUCACUUGCAAUCUACUAGUACUGGGGGGGAGAGAGUGAGAAAGACACCUCUAGCAAGGAUGGCUGUUUAUCCUAAGCUGUGGCACUGGAUCUGGUUUCUGCCCCUGCAUCCCAAGAGAAUAUUCUUUGUCCGUGGGCAACUGUCAUCAGGCUUAAGAAACCGAACGACCAUCUCUCUGGAACCCAGUCUUCUUGAAGAUGAACCAGAAUCUUGUUUGGUGGAGCAGAAACACACACAAGCUGGCUGGCUUUGAACUGAUAGAUUUGUGAAUGUGUUGCUAAUGUUUUUGCAGCCAUUUUUAUUAACCUAUUUGAAGGGCUUAGUCAGUUACACAUGUUUAAUAUUACAUAAACAUAAAAUGUCAAAUGGGCCAGGACUUCAUUUGUUUUUUCCUUUCUGUCAGGUAAAGGUACCUGACUCUUAUCUGCUACUACAUUUUUAAAAGCAUUGGAAUUGUGUUAACAUGGGCAAGAGUUUCCUUCCACCAUAAUUCUUGCAUCAGUCUUGGUGUUUAUCUUUUUAAAUCCAAGAUGUUAGGCCUAUCACGUUAUGUAUUACUGCCCCCCCGCAAGAAGUGACAUCCACCCCAAACUAACUAUAGACCGACAACACACAUGGCUCCUGUUUUUCUCAAACAAACUAAAGUAAAACUAGUAAACCAAGUCUGAUCUAACAAACUAAACUGAAUUUCAAAUUAAAAACAAUAGAAAUAACAUUAAAUUACAAAACUAUAAUAACCUUGACGUAUACCAUGCAUAUCCUGUACAUAUGACUAAUAAAACUUACCCAUUUCAAGA